UUAAGGAAACCAACGCAACUAAAACCGAGUCUUAUACGCGCCUCUCCGCCGGGUUCCGUCCUCGAGUGUGCGACUUGAGAACUCGGGGAGUCCCGUUAAAGUGAACUGGGGGAGCAGAGAGCUCAAGGCGCGACUUCUGGGAGUUAAAAAACGGACCUUACCGUCUCCGAAGAUCCGCGACUGCCUUGUGACAGCAACAACACAACACGGAAACGCUGUGGGCGAGCUCUUGACUGCGCAUGCGCCGCGGCGAGAGCGCGUUGACGACAGACGGGGUUAAUCCGAAUUUCCCUAUAGGGGCCAAUUGUUGGUCCAAACUGGGAGAUGGGAAGAAGAAUAUUCCAUCAAUAUUGUUCAAGCUCCUCCCCCUUCCCUCCUUCCAUCUUUCCCUCCCUCCCCUCUCCACUUGGACCAUCAGCAGACAAACCAUCCGGAGGAUGUUGUCAUCUCGCUCCUCGUGCUCUGGCCCACCUCCAUCUAACCAGACAACGACCUCUGACUCCCGGCGCAUCGCCAUGGAAACAUACUGGCGGGAGGUCCAAAGCAUCGAAGAGGAACAGGAAGGUGAAGACGAAGAGGAAGAAGAGAGGAAGAGUAUGGAUGAGGUGGAGCUGGAGGAAGCGUGGCUAACAGAGGCGGGGCUAUCGUCGCUGGUGAUGGGCUCGUCAUCAGAGGAGGCUCCGCCUCCGGCUGAGGCACUCCUGUCCACGCUGACGCACCAACAGGCCGCCACUGUCAAGACGAGACUGGACAAUUACAAGCACACGCUGAGGGCAAGAAACCGACCAAUCAGAGACGUGCGAGACAUCUUUGGGGUAAGCACAAAAAAUGAUGGUGCACACAGGCUGUCUUGACACUUGUCUCUCCAGUCGGACUUUGACUUGGAAGCAAGUCCCGCUUCCCCUAGUCAAUGCAGCGAGUCGCCGCCGAGUCGCUACCAUAUCACCACGAAAACUAUUCGCCGCAACACAACAUCAGUGCGACCCAUGCUUCCCAGUUUUCAUCUACCUGACGACACGUUAUACCCCGCACACACACCCCCAUCUUCCACGCACACAUCCACCUCGUCGCCCACCCCCAGCCAGACGAGGCAAGCUGAUUGGCUGGUGCGUGACUGUCCCUACUCGGAAGGUGUGGCCGAGCAUAAAAGGGGCGGGGCACAUUGUUGGGAUUGCCAGCGUUUCCGGGGAGAGGACAGCAAAGACACGCCGUUUGUUUGUCCACCUCAGGGUGUCACUUUGGCAGAUGACCUGUCCUCAGGUGACUUGAAGCGACUGGGUUUCAUCUGCCACAUUGAGCUCGCCACCUUCCUUCAGGCUAUGGGCGUGCAAACCAAACGCACCCGGCCACCGCGCUGCAGGAGCUGGGACGGCGCCGUCUUUGGCGUUCCUCUCAACACGCUGUUGGAGAACGACAGGAAGAAGUUUCCAGCGGUCAAAGUCCCUGUCGUAUUUCAGAAGUUGUUGAGUGUUUUAGAGCAGAACGGUUUGCAGACCGAAGGUAUUCUCAGGGUAUCCGGAUCAGCUGCUCGACUCAAGUACCUACGCAGAGAGCUAGACAGGUGUCCAGAGGGAUUCGACUGGUCCAAGGUGAGACAGGUGGACGCUGCGGGUCUGCUCAAGCUUUUCAUCCGAGAGUUGCCCACUCCUCUGCUGACACAUGCACACCUGCCAACCUACCAGGCUGUACUGGGUAUGUCAUCAGUGGUCCACCAGGUUCAAGCACUGCAGAUGUUGUCGUUGUUGCUUCCCGAGUCCAACAGAGAAACUCUGAGAGCGCUGCUGGGGUUCCUCAGUAAGGUUGUCUCCCAUCAGGACCAGAAUAGGAUGUCUCUGUGGAAUGUCUCCAUGGUCAUGGCGCCCAACCUCUUUGCCCACCACCAGCGUGGCAACAAGCGCUCCUUGGCCAAGCAGCAAGAGGACAUGGAGGAGGCGGUGGGCGGGGCUCACCUGGUGCACCUGAUGGUCGCGAACCAGGACGUCUUGUGGACGGUGCCCAACUUCCUGUUGUCGCAGCUGAGACAAAUGAACCAAGCGUCCAAUCACAAGUUGGGGCUGUCCCGUCCGGGACGUCUGCUCAGGAGCAGGAACGACAAAAACAAGAAGCAGGUCACAGAGCUGUGCGUUGGCCUCAUCAAGGUUCACGCCCCCCUACACACCAAAGUUUCCAUGGCGAUACAGCUUGACAGACAGAUGACAGCCAGAGAUGUCACCGCCCACUUCAAGUGUGACAACAGUCGCGUUCAGCGUCUCUAUGAAGUCGGAGGAAACAUCGGCGAGCGUCGUCUCCACCCAGAUUGUCUUCUAUUGGACGUUUACCAUGUGAACCCUCGCUGCGAUUGGCUCAUCAAACCCUGACACGCCCACCUUUGAUCCUCUCCUGAGGAUGUUGCAUAAAACCGGACGAUCAUGUGAUGGUUCUUGCUGCUAAAGUGUCGGUUUUCAGGUUACUUUUAAGACUACAUAUGCAAGACAAACCCAAUCCAGUAAGUUCUUGCUCUACCAAUGACUGAUGCACUUGUCUUCUCCUGAAUGCAUGCGGGCUAAUGCGGUUUACAGACCACCGAUGCACUUUAGAAAGGUGGCACAUCUAAAGCACUUUCAGUCUCUCUGAGCACCAAGCCCCUUUUUUAAAAUGUUUCUCAGAUAUACUUGCCCUGUAAUGUCAAUACACAUCCACUCUGUACAAUUAUUGUACAUUUCUGCUCAUUAAACUGAACAGAAGUGUUUUAUUUCAAAUAGAAUUGAGCCACCUAUGUACAAAGUUUGAUUCUGACUGAAAAACAUGACAUUUCAUCGCACGUUUCGACCACCAUUAAAAAAAAAAAAAAAACCUGGAGAGUCCAGCCCAGUCCAGAUGUUAGGAGCAGCUCAUAUUAUCCAUUUGUGACUCCUCAGCAGCC
Molecule: messenger RNA, 2902 nt
Organism: Dunckerocampus dactyliophorus (ringed pipefish)
Lineage: Eukaryota; Metazoa; Chordata; Actinopteri; Syngnathiformes; Syngnathidae
Gene: arhgap28
Product: Rho GTPase activating protein 28
Biological process (GO): regulation of small GTPase mediated signal transduction; negative regulation of stress fiber assembly; signal transduction
Cellular component (GO): cytoplasm
Molecular function (GO): GTPase activator activity
Source: RefSeq, a predicted model, not a curated record